Meloidogyne enterolobii is the source of this 555-nucleotide messenger RNA. The record is from the annotation of a GenBank genome assembly. Lineage: Eukaryota; Metazoa; Nematoda; Chromadorea; Rhabditida; Meloidogynidae.
AUGAUUAUUAAUUACUCAAAAAAUUUAAAAAAAUACAAAAAAAAAAUAAAAAAGGACCAACUUUCAAGAGUAACUCUUUGCGAUUUUGAAGUGCGUUAUUUGGCAAAUUUGAAUAGAUACACAGUUCAAUGUGCUCUUUUAAUUAAUAUAAUUAAUGAAAAAGUUUUUACAUUUUUUUGGCUUUGGUAUUGCCUUCUUUUGUGUAUUACUACCUGUUCAACAUUAUUUUGGUUAACAAAUAUUUUAUUACAUGCAGCAAAAGUUGAUUAUAUUUUACGUUUUAUGCAAAUAGCCGAAAAUUCUUGUCAAUUUAUUAAUCCAAAUAUUCAAUCAACCCCUUUUCCUCAAAGGACAAGAAUUGCUGAAGAAGAGGGAGAUUAUUUGAUUGAGGGAGGUGGACAUUCUUUUGUCCCUUUUCGAGUACCAAAUCAACAUGGAAUUGAUAAAUUUGUUGAUGAUUUUUUAAAAUCUGAUGGGUUAUUUAUUCUUCGUAUGAUUGCUAACCAUGCAGGUGAAUUGGCUGUUGUUGGAAUUGUGAAACAUUUAUGGAAGUAA